CGGGCGCGGCGCGGGCGCGGCGCGGGCCGAGCGGGGCCGGCGGGGGCUGCGCCUCCGCGGACAUGCCGAAUAAAAACAAGAAGGAGAAAGAACCUACAAAAUCAGUCAAGAGUGGAAAAAGUGGCAAAGAUGGACAAGAUAACCAAGACCAUGAGGUGUCAAACAAAAAAUCAAAUAGCACUCCUCCCCCAGCACAACUAUCUAAAAUCAAAGUACCAGCACCACAGACAGUAGUGAAGAAGGAAAAGCGGCAGAGUUCUUCAAGGUUUAAUGUUAGCAAUAACAGGGAGCUUCAGAAACUGCCAGCUUUAAAAGAUGUUCCUCCUGCAGAUCAAGAAAAGCUCUUUAUCCAGAAGUUACGACAAUGUUGUGUACUUUUUGACUUUGUUUCUGAUCCACUAAGUGACCUAAAGUGGAAGGAAGUAAAACGAGCAGCUUUAAGUGAAAUGGUAGAAUAUAUCACACACAAUCGCAAUGUGAUUACAGAACCUAUUUACCCUGAAGUAGUACAUAUGUUUGCAGUUAAUAUGUUUCGAACAUUACCACCAUCUUCCAAUCCAACGGGAGCAGAAUUUGAUCCAGAGGAAGAUGAACCAACCUUAGAAGCUGCAUGGCCUCAUCUACAGCUUGUUUAUGAAUUUUUCUUAAGGUUUUUAGAAUCUCCAGAUUUUCAACCUAAUAUAGCUAAGAAAUAUAUUGAUCAGAAGUUUGUAUUACAGCUUUUAGAGCUCUUCGACAGUGAAGAUCCUCGUGAAAGAGAUUUUCUUAAAACAACUCUUCACAGAAUAUAUGGGAAAUUUCUAGGCCUAAGAGCUUACAUCCGGAAACAAAUUAAUAAUAUAUUUUAUAGGUUUAUUUAUGAAACAGAACAUCACAAUGGCAUAGCAGAAUUACUGGAAAUACUGGGAAGCAUAAUUAAUGGAUUUGCCUUACCAUUAAAAGAAGAGCACAAAAUUUUCCUAUUGAAGGUUUUGUUACCAUUGCACAAAGUGAAAUCACUCAGUGUCUACCAUCCACAGCUGGCAUACUGUGUAGUUCAAUUUUUAGAAAAGGACAGCACACUUACAGAACCAGUUGUAAUGGCACUGCUGAAAUACUGGCCAAAGACUCACAGUCCAAAAGAAGUCAUGUUUUUAAAUGAACUAGAAGAAAUUUUAGAUGUUAUUGAACCAUCUGAAUUUGUAAAAGUUAUGGAGCCUCUCUUCAGACAGCUAGCCAAAUGUGUGUCCAGUCCACACUUUCAGGUGGCAGAGCGAGCAUUAUACUACUGGAAUAAUGAAUAUAUUAUGAGUUUAAUUAGUGAUAAUGCAGCAAAGAUUUUACCCAUCAUGUUUCCAUCCCUGUACCGGAAUUCAAAGACGCAUUGGAAUAAGACAAUACAUGGCUUGAUAUACAAUGCUCUGAAACUCUUCAUGGAGAUGAACCAAAAACUGUUCGAUGACUGCACACAGCAAUUUAAAGCAGAAAAACUGAAAGAGAAGCUAAAAUUGAAGGAACGGGAAGAAGCAUGGGUUAAAAUAGAAAAUCUAGCCAAAUCAAAUCCCCAGUACCCGACAUAUAGUGACACGAGUUUGCUGAACAGUCCUGUUGCAAUGGAAACAGAUGGGCCUUUAAUUGAAGAUUUGCAGACGCUGAAAAAGACAGUGAAAGAAGAGGCUUGUCAGGCACAGAAAGAUCAGAAAAAAGAUCGUCCUCUUGUGCGACGCAAGUCAGAACUGCCUCAGGAUAUCUAUACCAUGAAAGCCUUGGAAUCACAUUGCAGAGCUGAUGAAUUAAUAUCACAUGAUGGGCAUUAAACUAUUACAGUGAAAUAUUAUUUUGGAGGAAAAGUUUUUUUUCUGGACUCAGUUCUACAGUAGAACUUACUUUUUUGUGCCAUACCAAUCAGUUACACAAAGUCAAAGCUUUCUUCAACCCAGUUCUGUAGGCAAUAACUUAAUAGAGUAUGCAGCUCAAGAUUAGUAGUUCAAACAAUGGUAAAUUACCCAGUUCCAUUUGCAGAAUAUUGGGUUGACUAUAAUCAAGUGGACACAAUUUCCUGGAGGUGUUGUCAUAGUACCAACUGGCUGAUAACUUGCAGUUUUGUAGUCGUAUUUGAGAAAAGCAUUCUAUAAACUCUUUCCGUCUAAAUAAGUGAAUGACCAAUGGUUGGUACUAAUGAUAAAUGUGUUUUUCAAAAAUAAACUUAUUUCAAAUAUAAGUAUUAAACUUUUUCUAGGAUUUCUCAGCUUUACAGUUGUUUCCACAUUAUUGCUGUCCUGUAAUAUACCAGCAGUUUUGAAAAUACCUAAUUAUUCUUUCAUAUUCUAAAACAUGGCUUACAAAGUGGUAACAUUCUUGACAAUCCUCAGUCAUCAUUCCUUUCUAAGAAUUCUGUAAAUUCACUUCUCUUUUACUUAGGAUAAAGAUAUAUAUAUAUCUAUAUAUACCACAUCCUAAUACUUUAUGUAGAUUUAAAGCCAUAUCUUCCAGUCUUUAGUGUAUAAUAUGGCACCAGUAUUCCAAGUAUGAACUGGUAGAAGAUUUUUUUCCUAAAAUGAAAAUUUGUUUACUAUGACUGGGAAUAGACUGAAUAUGAAAUUUCAUUUUAAGUUUUUUCAAGUCAAUAAAAUAACUCUUUCGCUGUUUUCUCCCUUAUCUGAGCUUUUAAUACUCAGCAUUUUUCUUGGGCUCUAGGAGUUCAAUAUUCUGUGGCAGAUAUUAUGUGUGAUUUCAGUUGCAUCAGUUUUUAUCUGAAAGGUGAACAUAACCUUUCAGGUAACACAAGAUCAUAAGCUUAUUAUUUAAAAAAAAAGGAGAACAGACUCUUGAAUUCCAUUGUACUUCUUUCUAGAUGAGUCUAAGAGCUGAGGAGAUAGUGACCAUAAUAUUUUACCGUGAAAAUAUUUUUUGUUGUUGUUGUAAAGAGCACAUGUGCUGCAAAUACACCUCACAAGUGAACUGAAAAUGCAUCUGAGUUGCUGAUGAUCUUCAAAUGCUGCUAUAUAUUCCACAAGAUUACUUGCAUGUAAUGAGCUUUUUGUUGUAGAUGGAAAAGCACGGGAGGAAAAUCUCUUUAAAAAUAUAGUGCUUUGUCUUCAAUAUUUGAUUUCUCUCAGGGUGGCCAGUAUUUUGACUUACUUAUCCUGCUUAAAAGCUGUUUGAAAUGUGUUCUGCUAUUCUGAAUGGGUGAUUAGUUUCUUUUGUCUCUGGCAGUAACAUGAUAUAACUUAAUGUUUAAUGUCUUGAUGCAUAAAGAGAUAAAAAACGUGGCUUCUUUAAAAACAGUUUUGUUCUACUUUUUAAGGAAGUAUAACAUCUCCUGCAUCCAUAAAAAAGAAUUGCGCAAAGCAGACAUUCAUAGUAACCUUGUGCAGAUGUAGUGCCUGCUGUUUGUUGGUUGCAUUUAACAUUCAAUUUCCAAUAUUUGUUACGUUGUCUAUUGGAAGAAAAUUGUGAGUGGUAAAUAUUGGCUUACAACAACUAAAUUUCAAGACCAACCCAAUCUUUUAAGUGGAAUGUCCACUGUGUCUGAAAACAUUUCCUGUAAAACUUGAAAAGAAUAUGCUUUACCAUUAGGAUAAACUAUAUGAAAGCAGUUUAAAGAUGCCUUCUCCUUUUGAGGGAAAAAGGGUGCUUUUUUAAUUGUGUAAAGCAACGUCUACGUAUUUUGAUAUACCAUUGUUUGAACUUCCAUCUUUAGCUGGUAGAUUAUCAGUUACCUUUGAUUUUGGGUGUCCAGUAUGUUUGUGCAAGAGGUCGCUGAAAGGAAUUAUUCCUAUGUUACCCAAGGGGGGGAUAAAAAAAAAGCUGUAUAUCAAUGUUUGAUUGAUUGUGUGAUGCUCAACGUAUAGGAACAUCUUUCACUGUCUAGAUUUUAUUUUUGUUCUUUAUUGAAGAUAAACACUCACCAAAAAGGGAAAUAUUGUGGUAUUUUUUAAGGCUUGAAGAUCUCUAUAAAGACAUAUUUUGAAGUUUUGGGCCACUGAACAUUUGCUUAGGCAAUAUUCCAAAAUCUAUCACCACUAAUGGUUUAGCAUGUUUAUUAUCAAUAUUUAUAUACUUCUUAUAAUCCUUUACUAAACAAUUCUAAAACUAAUACAUCCAAAAUAAAAAGAAAAAUUGAAGUAGAAUUUUGGUGACUGUUGUUCUUCAUAAAGUUCUGUCUGACACCUUCCCCCAUUUUCCAAAAUUACACCUGUACAUCAGGAAUGUCAAAAGUAAUAUUACAAGUGUCUUUUUAGUGUGGCUUUAGUAUGGCUUCAUUUUAAUAUUGUACAUACAUUGUACCUUGUUUUAUGGUAAUAAGUAAUAAAAAUGUAGACUUCAUAUUUUGUACAGAAUCGUCCUAUGUACAGAAUAAAAAGUUCCUAGAAACAGCAAAAAUAGGUAAGUGGCACAAUUAUUUUUCAUUAGACAAUAUCUGUAACAUUAUGCAUUAGUGGAAUGUUAAGUUCAAAUGUACCUACAUAUUUUUUAACAUUUUGUAAUUCAAUUUUUUGUUCUGGCAUUGUUUCUGAAGAACUUCAUACACCUGCCAUUUAAUAUGCUUUUAUCCAAUUUUAAAACUUAAAAAAAAAAAAAAAGGUGUAUUAUAUGGACAAAUAAAGAACAUGUGAAUUUUACUUGCUCAUCAUGGAACUAAAUUUAACACAAGGCGUUUGGGGGUGGGUUCAGAUUAUCAUUGUUUGCACAAUCAGCUGUACAGAUGAAAAUAAUUUCAUGAAUGUCAAAAAAGCAAAAGAAAUAUGGAAAGGCCAUUACAAAAAAAAAACCAAACAAACAAAAAAAAACAACUCAGGAAUAGUGGAUAUUCAGACUUCACUUGUAGAGCACCAAUCAGUACUGAAAGGAAUUUGCUAGAACUCCAGUUUACAAUUAUGGAAAAUGCACUGUUCAUACCACAGUAUUUUCCCCUGCAGCACUUCUAUGUUGAAAGGCUUCAAGCAAAGUAGCCCAAAAAACAGGGAUUAUAUUCUGGUAGGUGAUGGGUGGUCAGGUGGCAAAGAUGUAGGGAAAAACUUAAGUCCGCAGUAGGAGUUGUCUUCCCUCUGCAAUCCAUAAAAGUCUUCAAAAGAACUGAGAAAGUAACUCUUGUAAAGCUGACAUUCAAUAAGGGGAGGGUUGGAGGAGAAGUUGGGAGGAUGGGUGAACCUGGGGUCAGCAGCUGACUGCUGACUUGAAUUAUAAAUGUAAGAUUUGAGUUACAAAUUAGAUCUUUGCGUACUGAAAGAAACAGCUUUGUGCUUGAGCUCAUCACAUCAUGAACGAAAAACUAGAUAUUGAAACAACUGAGGAUCCAGUCAUUCACUUUAGGAAAUUAGGGUCAAAUAUCUCUCAAAAUGCAAUGUUUUUAAACUACUGACAGUGAUGACAUUUUUCCCGUAUAAAUUACCUUACUGAGUUGCAAGCAUGUUCAGGAAGUGACCUUUAAUCCAUUCUCUCUAAGGGAAUUAAGCUUGGGGGUUUUGACCAACAGCCUUUUUUGGCAUUGCUUUCAUGGGUUGGCUUUGUAGAAUUGGAAAGGAAGGUGCUGGUGUAGCACACAUUGCUUGUGUUUAGAGGUUUGUCAGGUUUGCUUUAUGCACCUCCCAAAUGUACUUACAGGAGAUGGCUGUGAUUCCAGUUUAUCCCAAUGUUCUGGAUCCCAUUAUGGGCCAUCCACCUGAAAGUGGAGCAUUUCUGGCCCUCUAAUCUUGUCCUUGCUGUGUGCAGUGAAUGUGGAGACUGACUGUGUAUAGCUAAUUAAGAAAUACCAUUCUAAUUACCAUAUCACUGUCUCCCUGGAUUAGUUUCUUUUCUAUGAGGAGACUUGGCUCGAGCUGUCUUUACCUUAUGAAAUAAAGCUUUGAUGUAGUUAAA
This is a messenger RNA of Myiozetetes cayanensis, 5841 nucleotides long. It is a transcript of the gene PPP2R5C, whose product is annotated as protein phosphatase 2 regulatory subunit B'gamma. The transcript is spliced from 16 exons. Gene Ontology annotation, biological process: protein dephosphorylation; signal transduction. Gene Ontology annotation, molecular function: protein phosphatase activator activity. NCBI's taxonomy places the organism in Eukaryota, Metazoa, Chordata, Aves, Passeriformes, Tyrannidae. The record is from RefSeq and is a predicted model, not a curated record. Bases 63 to 1796 code for a protein of 577 amino acids. Gene Ontology annotation, cellular component: protein phosphatase type 2A complex; nucleus; cytosol.